UUCAGUUCUAGACAAUCGUCUGCAAUGAACAAAAUUCGCAGUUUGUUCAUACUAGCCGUAGUUUUACUAUUUGCUAAAGGCUCCUUGCAAAGUGAACCGAAAUUCCGUCGUGCCGUGGCUCAAUCGAACCGGAUUUAUCGAUGUGGCGAGAAGAAGCGGCAAGUUGAAGGUCUCAUCACCAAUGGAUCCAACACGAAACUUGGCGAAUGGCCCUGGCAUGGGGCUCUAUUCUAUCGAAAGAAUCGUAAAUCGAGGGAAUACAAGUGUGGAGCUACGCUGAUUCGCCAGAACUAUGUCACUACCGCUGGUCAUUGCGUCGUCGAUCGGGAAAGUGGUUAUGAAGUGAAUCCAAAUUCGGUCACAGUUGAUUUUGGAUACGUGCAGUUGUUUAGCCCUUCAAGCCAUGGACAAUCGCACAGUGUGCUGGAAAUCUUUGUUCAUCCGGAGUUUUCCAAAGAUAGUAAUAAGCAUGACGUAGCCGUUUUGUCCUUGAAAACGGUAGUGAGAUUUAGUGAUUACAUUCUACCCAUCUGUUUGGGACUUUCAAAGACCAAAAAUGCUAUUCACGAUCUCAUCGGUGAACAAGGUGUGGUAGUCGGGUGGGGAUUAACGGAAACAGACACGGAAUCAUCACAUUUGAAAAUGGCCAAUUUACCCGUUGUGGAUUAUCCCGAGUGUCAGGAAUCUGAUCCGGACCUGUUCGGUCCGCUCAUUUAUUCGGGUAUGUUUUGCGCUGGUUCCAAGAACGGGACGAGCGUUUGCAACGGCGAUAGUGGUGGUGGAAUGUAUUUCAAGAAAGGAAGGGCGUGGACUUUGCGCGGAAUCACAUCGUUCUCGGGAGCUCGCACUGAUGGAAGCAACAAGUGCGAUGUAAAUAAAUACGCUGGUUUCAUGAAUGUGCAGUAUUAUGCACCUUGGAUUGGCCAGAUAAUAAACGAAGAGUAUAGAGAAGUGGCAAAUGAUACAUCUAAUGAAAACCGAACAGAGACAUAUGCUGAACCAUUGUCCUGGCGAGAUCCUCCUAGAGGCACAAUCACCACAGAUUUCGUGACACCACCGCCUCGGCGGGAACCUCCAAGAGACACAACCUCCCUAGAUUUCGAGACAUCACGGCCUUGGCGCGAACCACCAAGAGGCACAUUCAAUGAGAACCAAACAGCUUUAUAUUCUGAAUCACUUUACCGGCGGGAACCUCCAAGAGACACAACGACCACAGAUUUCGUGAACCCACCGCCAUGGCCAGAACCUCCAAGAGGCACAACCACCACUAAUUUGGCAAUACCACGGCCCUGGUAUGAUCCACACAGAGGAACACUUAACACCAUGAAUUUCGCGACAUCCGGUGCAUCAUAUGAUCCUUGUUCCAGUGGAGAACGUUGUCUAGAGGGUGGCGAAUGUAUGAGAAUACAUUCUAGAUCUGAUUCAUCCAAUACAAGAAAACUUCGAUUUGAUUCACGGUGUGGUAAUGAGGAGAUCGCUAACACACACCUUAUGUGCUGCGAAAUGCCCGAUUCUGAAGGGUAUGACGAUGAUCCUGACCCGUGCGGGAAACGGAAGCUCAGUUCAUAUCCCAGCAGUCGUCCAACUCAUGCUGAGUCAGAUGAAUAUCCCUGGAUGGUGAAGCUUGCUAGUCGAUCGAAUAUAUUCGAAUGCCAAGGGGUUCUUGUGUCCCGUAGCUAUGUUCUGAUGUCAGCAUUCUGUAGACCAACCGGAGGAAUAGAAUAUGCGCGUCUUGGAGCAGCAUCAAGUAGGUGUUCAAUAUAUGCAGGAUGUUAUACUAUGAGAGUAUUGCGCAUCAUCUACCAUCCUCAGUUCUCUCUCGAAAAUGAGCCAUCGCCAGAAAACUCUCCCUUCAAUAUCGCACUGGCCGAACUGGAAUUUCCCAUGGAGAUAAAUCGAUAUGUCAAUACAAUAUGCCUUCCAACAUCCGAACCAAAACUAUCGACAUUGUUUUCAACUAGUUUUAGGUUUUCAUAUCAACGUACUGAUGAGGACGGCACAUAUGUGAAUGGAAUACAUCAUUACUCAAGUCUGCAACAUUUUAGCCUGUCAUAUGGUGAAGCUCCUUCCCCGGACCAGAUGUUUGCUAUUUUCCAAGGAGCGCCAUUGCAGUUAGAGAGCGAGAGUGGCCAAAUGGUUCUUAUCGGAAUGGAAACCCGAAAGCAGUUUCGUAGAAAUGAGACUUAUGACUAUGCCAUUAUAGUUACCCCCGUUGCUGACUGGAUACGACAAGUUGUGGGAAUAAAAAAUGCCACCGACAUUAGCAAAAUGAUGAUAUUUUCUCUCAUUCAUUCAGUUACGUUCAACCGGAUAGCAAUGAACAAGUUUUGCAAUUUGAUAGCUCUUGCGUCGGUUGUAUUAUUGGCACAGGAAUCCUUGCAAACUGGACCGAAAUUUCGCCGUGCCGUGGCCCAAUCGAACCGGCAGUAUCAAUGUGGGACACGGAAGCGACUAAUCGAGGGUCUCGUAACAAAUGGAUCCAAAACAAAAAUCGGCGAAUGGCCCUGGCAUGGAGCUCUAUUUCAUCGAGAGAAUCGCCGAUCGAGGAAGUACAUGUGCGGAGUAACGUUGAUUCAUCAGAACUUUGUGGUCACUGCCAGUCACUGCGUGGUGGAUCGUGAUAGUGGCUACGAAGUGAACGCGAGAUCGGUGUCUGUGGAUUUUGGAUACGUGCAGUUAUUCAGUCCUUCUAGCCAUGGUCAAUCGCAUACUGUUCAGGAAAUUUUUGUUCAUCCACAGUUUUCCAAAGAAAGCAAUAAACAUGACGUAGCCAUAUUGUCGUUAAAAACCGCAGUGAAAUUCAGUGAUUACAUCCUUCCUAUCUGUUUGGGCUUUUCCAAGACCGAGACAACAAUUUAUGACAUCGUUGGGAAGGAGGGCAUGGUCGUGGGAUGGGGACUGACAGAGAACGACACCGAUUCAUCGGAUUUGAAGGGAGCCAAAUUGCCCGUCGUGGACUACGCCGAGUGCUUGGAAGCUGAUCAUGAUCUGUUCAGUACCUUGAUCUAUCCAGGAAUGUUUUGCGCCGGUUCUAGAGAUGGGACGAACGUUUGCAACGGUGACAGUGGUGGCGGUAUGUAUUUCCAGGAUGGAAGGAGGUGGACUUUGCGCGGUAUCAUAUCGUUCUCGGGAACCCGAAACGAUGGAAGUAAUAAGUGCGAUGCUAAGAAUUACGCUGGGUUCAUGAACGUUCAGUAUUAUGUGCCGUGGAUCCGUCAGAUUGUGCAUGGGGAGGAGGAUGUUUCAAACGUGUUAUUAACUGAACCAACAACAACAAUACCAAACGGUAUUGAUGAUUAUACAACAACAACAACAAAUCGACCAGCGGAAUGGGGUGGUGCUUGUUUGCCGAAUCCCUGUGGCUCGAAUGCCAAUUGUCGUGAGACUGACACCGGAAGACCAAUAUGCUCAUGUCCUCUCGGAUAUGGUGGAAACCCAUUGACGUUUUGUAGAAGGUCGGAAUGCUUGAAGAAUGUCGAAUGUCGUGCAGAUCAAAUAUGCCACCAAGGAAAUUGUGUCUCCGCUUGCUCGGGAGUUUGUGGCGCUCAUGCAAGAUGCACGGUGAGAAAUCAUGUACCAAUUUGCAGUUGUCCAGGAAAUAUGAGUGGAGACCCGUUUGUAGUCUGUCGGCCUAUUAGAUUUUCAGAGGUUUAUGAGAAAAAAUAAGCAUUCUUAGAUAUACCAUAUUACUAUACUAUAAAUAACUGUAACUGACACUAUAGUUACAUUAAGACUUGUAAU
Messenger RNA from Armigeres subalbatus, 3741 nucleotides. RefSeq names its product transmembrane protease serine 9-like. The transcript has 10 exons. The record is from RefSeq and is a predicted model, not a curated record. Gene Ontology annotation, molecular function: serine-type endopeptidase activity. Gene Ontology annotation, biological process: proteolysis. Bases 25 to 3666 code for a protein of 1213 amino acids. NCBI's taxonomy places the organism in Eukaryota, Metazoa, Arthropoda, Insecta, Diptera, Culicidae.